GAGCUACCUUAGGAGAGCCGCGUCCACACAUUGCUACCCGCAGACGGAGCAGGGCAGGCAGGGGCAGGCCGGCGAAGCAAAAGCCCCCCUGUCCCAGCACCUCCCUCUCGUGGCCUUUCCCCCCCACGCCCUGCUCUCCUCCCGGUGCGUGGCUGCCGGGAAAGCUCCCUGCGGCUCAGCUCCGCCUCCGAAAGAGGAAGGGCCGGACACGCUGCAGGCAGGGGCGCCGGCGAUCGCCGAGCGGGCCGGGCUUUCUGCUUUGCGCCGCGGCGGGCCCGGUGCUGGCUGCCAGGGCGAGCCAUGGAGCGGGGGGCGCCGGAGCACUCGGCUUGCGGUCGCCAUCUCCUCCGGCUGGGCGCGCUGCUGCUGCUGCUCCUCUUGCCGGGGCCCGGGAGCUGUGGAAAUGCCAAUUCAGUGACUUUGCCAGAGACAUUAUUGUUCGUUUCAACUCUUGAUGGGAGAUUACAUGCAGUUAGCAAGAGAACGGGGUCAAUUAAAUGGACUUUAAAGGAAGAUCCUGUACUUCAGGUGCCGCUGCACAUGGAAGAUCCUAGGCCGGCAUUUCUUCCUGAUCCCAAUGAUGGAAGUCUGUACACCCUUGGUGGCAAGAAUAAUGAAGGCUUAACUAAACUGCCAUUCACCAUCCCAGAGCUUGUCCAGGCCUCCCCUUGCCGCAGUUCAGAUGGAAUUCUAUACAUGGGGAAGAAGCAGGACAGCUGGUAUGUAGUAGACCUUGCAACAGGAGAAAAACAGCAGACUUUAACCUCUUCAUUUGCUGAAAGCCUGUGCCCAUCUACCUCCCUGCUAUAUCUUGGUCGAACAGAGUACACCAUCACUAUGUACGAUACCAAGAGUAAGGAACUCCGCUGGAAUGCCACUUACUUCAAUUACGCAGCAACAUUGCCUGAUGAAGACGCCCAAUACAAAAUGUCUCACUUUGCAUCUAAUGGAGACGGACUAGUGGUGACUGUGGACAGUGAGUCCGGGGAUGUCUUGUGGAUCCAGAAUUAUGGUUCCCCCGUUGUAGCUUUUUACAUCUGGCAGCGGGAAGGCCUAUGGAAAGUAAUGCACACCAAUGUGGGAGUAGAAACCCUGCGCUACUUGACGUUCAUGUCCGGUGAAGUUGGGCGCAUCACUAAAUGGAAAUAUCCAUUUCCCAAAGAAACGGAAACCAAAAGCAAACUAAUGCCAACACUUUAUGUAGGGAAAUACUCUACCGGCUUAUACGCUUCGCCAUCAAUGGUACAUGAAGGAGUGGCUAUUAUGCCCCGGGGAAGUCCCAUUCCACUGAUAGAAGGCCCUAAAAUACAAGGAGUCACUAUCGAAGAAUGUGUGAUCACCCCAAGUACUGAUCUAAGGUUCCAGCCUGAAUUUAAAUCAAAGAAAGGACUCCAUUAUCUGAGGAACCACUGGCUUUUAAUAGGGCAUCAUGAGACCCCAUUAUCAGCCUCCACCAGGAUCCUGGAGAAAUUUCCAAGCAACCUGCCGAAACGUCAGGAAAAUGUGAUCCCAGCAGAUUCAGACAAAAAAGUUUUUGAAGAGGCAAUUAAUAUGGCUGGCAGUCCUGAGGAGAAUUUGCCACGCCCUGUUCCAGAGAACGCUGCCGAGACAAACAGCCAAACUACAACCCGACAAGAGGCUCCGGUUGAUUCCAUCUUGAAGAAUUUUGCCACCGUUCUCUUGAGCACUUUCCUGCUUGUUGGCUGGGUAGCCUUUGUUAUCACCUAUCCCAUGAGCAUGCACCAUCAGCAGCAGCGCCAGCACCAGCAAUUCCAGAAACAGAUCGAAGAGAAGCUGCAGUUGUUGAAGCAGCAGCCUUUCAGACCCCCCAUAGACCUUCCUCCUGAGGCAGAAACUCUGGAGGGUCCUUGUGCCAGGCAAGAUGGCUCAGCCACCAGCUCACCAAAUAUGUCGCCAAAGACGUCAAACCACUCUGCCUACUCCAACCUCUCUGCCUCUGACGUUGGAAGCUGCCUUUCCACCGAACCUGAAGGAGAUGGAAACUCAGGCACCAUUGUGGUUGGAAAGAUUUCAUUCCAUCCGAAGGACGUCCUUGGGCAUGGAGCCGAGGGCACCAUUGUUUAUAGGGGCACCUUUGACAACAGAGAUGUCGCUGUGAAGAGAAUUCUCCCUGAAUGUUUCAGCUUUGCUGAUCGGGAGGUCCAGCUUCUGCGUGAAUCUGAUGAACACCCGAAUGUAAUCCGCUACUUCUGCACAGAGAGGGACCGUCAGUUCCAGUACAUUGCUCUGGAACUCUGUGCUGCCACCUUACAGGAGUAUGUGGAACAGAAGGACUUUGGUCACCAUGGCUUGCAGCCAAUCACUCUCUUACAGCAGACCAUGUCUGGCAUGGCUUAUCUUCACUCUCUCAAUAUAGUCCACAGAGACCUGAAACCCCACAACAUCCUCAUCUCUAUGCCGAACGCCCAUGGCAAGGUGAAAGCCAUGAUCUCCGACUUUGGCCUCUGCAAGAAGCUUGCUGUCGGCAGGCACAGUUUUAGCCGCCGGUCUGGAGUCCCAGGCACCGAAGGUUGGAUUGCUCCAGAGAUUCUGAGCGAGGACUGCAAAGAGAAUCCGACCCACACAGUGGAUAUUUUUUCUGCUGGUUGUGUUUUCUACUACGUGAUAUCAGAAGGAAACCAUCCAUUUGGCAAAUCCCUGCAGCGGCAAGCCAACAUUUUACUGGGCGCAUACAGUCUGGAUUUCCUAAAUCCAGAGAUCCAUGAGGACAUUGUUGCACGUGACUUGAUAGAGCAAAUGAUAAAUAUGGAUCCUCAGAAACGACCUUCGGCUAAUUGUGUCCUGAAGCACCCUUUUUUCUGGAGCUUAGAGAAGCAGCUUCAAUUUUUCCAGGAUGUGAGUGACCGGAUAGAAAAAGAAUCUCUAGAUGGUCCAAUAGUGAAGGAACUGGAGAGAGCAGGAAGAGCUGUGGUGAAGAUGGACUGGAGAGAGCACAUAACCGUCCCGCUUCAGACAGACCUUCGGAAAUUCCGCUCCUAUAAAGGGGGCUCAGUAAGAGAUCUCUUGCGGGCAAUGAGGAACAAGAAACAUCACUAUCGAGAACUGCCGCCGGAGGUCCAGGAGACCCUGGGAUCUGUCCCAGAUGAUUUUGUGGCCUACUUUACGUCACGUUUUCCUCAUCUCCUGCUGCACACUUACAACGCGAUGCGCAUCUGCUGCCUGGAAAGACUCUUCCAGCCUUAUUACAUGCAGAACUCGGCCAGGAAGAUGUCUCUGGGAGAUGCUGUUUGACAGUUGGAGUUGUCUUGCACAUUACAGGGCCGAGGCAUUCGGCCUGCCUUAGCAGGGUGACUUGACAGAACUGCAAAAGGGUGAACCAAAACCAAAGCAAACUCUUUUGAGACCCAGACGUCUCAAACGUGCCUUGUACUCUGCCUGCUGUGACUCAGGAAGAAAAUUCCAGGUUGAAUUCGAAUGGAAGGGAGAUGGGACAGUACCAGGACUCAGGUUUCUAAAGCAGGAACAAUCCAGAGGAGUUCCCAAUUGGGAAGAAAAAUGAGGCGGGGUAUUUUCCCCAUCUCACUUGUGGUUUCAAAGAGAACCCUGUCCUGUAGGGUCUUCUAAUACUGGCAUUCAGGCCUUUCUACUGCACAGAAUGGUGUUUUUUUUUAAGGGUUAAAACGAUAACAUUGCCAAGCACCUUUUGGAUCUCAGGAAGAGAAUCCUCUUAACUGUAGCAUGCUGUCUCUGUACCACUGCCAGCUUAUGUACUUGAAGCAGAUAGGAAAUAAUUUGGAAAGGGCAGGGGGGUGGGGUAGAUCAAACAUGCAUGAUGCAAUACAGACAUGUGCCCCCUCCCUCGCCACUGUCCCUGUCUCUGUCUCCAAAUACAUUUGCGCAGAUCUCAGCUUGUCCUUAAAAUCACAAUCGUGUGCAACUUCUGUGCAGCGCUACCAGCUUGCAGAUAUGGAAUCAUAGCGUUAAACUCUACAUACCUGGAGAAAAUUAUUAUUCCAAUGCUAUUUCAGGUUUCUUUUCAAGAAUGUGAGUAGUUAGCUGUGUAAUUGAAAUGUAAGAAUUGACAAAAGUGCUUUAUUUUGUUUGUCAGAUUAAGACGGUAACUCAGUACUCUUUCUGGGAGUGCUCCUGAAUUCAGUGGGGCUUGUUUCCGAAUAGUCAAGUAUAAGAUUGCACUGUAAGAUGUUCACCCAAAUGAACAGUUAGUAGGGAGAAAAAAGAUUUGGGUAUAAAUUACCCUUUAAGAAGUAUCGGGAAACCAGGCAAAUAGUUACUGGGGAACCUGUUAGUUCAUUCAAACCAGUUUUCUUUAUGCACAGACUCUUGUGGGAAGCUCAAUGGAUGGAUCUGCUUCCCAUGCUGAAGGACGCCGUUUUCCUUUCCAGUAUCUUUAAAACUAGGGUGUGUAGUUUUUAUACAUGCAGAACAAAUAAGAAUCCCCAACAGCAUGCUCCAAAGUUGACCUAUUUGUAAUGCUCUUUUACAAAAUAUUUAUUUUGUGUAUUUAUAUUUAUUUAAUUUUUAUCACAAGUUAGUACCGCAAUGAAAAUGGUACAGGUGAAACAUGCCAAAUUGCUCUUUUUCUAAUAAAAGCAAAGCCCUCUUCAGGGUACUAAUUGAUUAAAAAAAUAAACAUGAAGAAGGAAAAUCAUAGAAAGCAUCUUUUCCAUUGGCUUGUUCAUUUUCGUUCAAUCUGGAUAAAAAUGUUUUUUUAAGAUGAGGAGGUUUUUAAUCUACAUUCCUGUAUUUGUUGUGAGUCAUAAAUUAUUAAUGGCUAAUGGUGUGAUAGGGCAUUAAUAUGGGGACUUGGUUUCUGCUUUGUCUUUUUGUCCUGUUUAUUUAGGGCUUUAUAUUACAGGGAUCCCCCCCCCCCACUAGUUUUAGGAUACACAGUGAAUAUUAAGGUAAGAUAUCCAAAGAGAAACAUUACAGGAUUUCAAAGUUUGAAAAUAAUGAUAAUCUUUACCUAACUUAAUUGAAAUCAUAUUUUUGUAGUUCUAUUUGUACAGGACUUUUAUAUUUCUUCUGAAUAAGAGCUUCACACAAAUCAAGAAUAAAAGUAGAUUUUUGAAA
This is a messenger RNA of Thamnophis elegans (Western terrestrial garter snake), 5052 nucleotides long. It is a transcript of the gene ERN1, whose product is annotated as endoplasmic reticulum to nucleus signaling 1. The transcript has 22 exons. Gene Ontology annotation, molecular function: ATP binding; RNA endonuclease activity; protein serine/threonine kinase activity. Bases 301 to 3252 code for a protein of 983 amino acids. The record is from RefSeq and is a predicted model, not a curated record. Gene Ontology annotation, cellular component: IRE1-TRAF2-ASK1 complex. NCBI's taxonomy places the organism in Eukaryota, Metazoa, Chordata, Lepidosauria, Squamata, Natricidae. Gene Ontology annotation, biological process: intrinsic apoptotic signaling pathway in response to endoplasmic reticulum stress; IRE1-mediated unfolded protein response; mRNA processing.